CGGCCGCCCGAACGCUACGAGCCCACCAAUGAAAAGGCGGCGCGUUGCCCCGUGACGCCCGCCCGCCGCGGGUGUGUCGCUGGGCUGCGGGCACCCUAGGACUGGGUGCCACCCUCCGGGAGCGCAGCCUGGGACCCACGGCGCCCCACUCGGCCGCCGCCACGGCCGCCGACAGGCGCGGCACCCCGGGGCUGCUCCCUGUGCGCACGCGCCGCCGCCGCAGUGCGCACGCGCCGCCCAGGCAGGCGCGGCGCCUGCGCUCUCGCGCACCGGGGCCGCCGCGGGUGCCAUGAAGCUGCCGCGGCGCGCGUGGCGGCGGCGCGCGGCGCUGGGCCUGGGCGCGCUGGCGCUGGGCGGCGCAGCGCUGCUGUUCCUGGCGCGCUGCUCCCCCGAGGGCCCGGGGGCGGCGCCGGGCCGCGGCCCAGCACCUGCCGCCGCGCCCGCGCCCGUGGCCACCGCCUUCCUGGCCGUGCUGGUGGCCAGCGCGCCCCGCGCCACCGAGCGCCGCAGCGCCGUGCGCAGCACGUGGCUGGCGGCGCGGCGCGGGGGCCCCGGCGACGUGUGGGCGCGCUUCGCUGUGGGCACGCGCGGGCUGGGCGCCGAGGAGCUGCUUGCGCUGGAGCGCGAGCAGGCGCGACACGGGGACCUGCUGCUGCUGCCGGCGCUGCGCGACGCCUACGAGAACCUGGCCGCCAAGGUGCUGGCCAUGCUGGCCUGGCUGGACGAGCACGUGGCCUUCGAGUUCGUGCUCAAGGCGGACGACGACUCGUUCGCGCGGCUGGACGCGCUGUUGGCCGAGCUGCGCGCCCGCGACCCCGCGCGCCGCCGCCGCCUCUACUGGGGCUUCUUCUCGGGGCGCGGGCGCGUGAAGCCGGGGGGCCGCUGGCGCGAGGCCGACUGGCAGCUGUGCGACUACUACCUGCCCUACGCGCUGGGCGGCGGCUACGUGCUCUCGGCUGACCUGGUGCACUACCUGCGCCUGAGCCGCGAGUACCUGCGCGCCUGGCGCAGCGAGGACGUGUCCCUGGGCGCGUGGCUGGCGCCCGUGGACGUGCAGCGCGAGCACGACCCGCGCUUCGACACCGAGUACCGGUCGCGCGGCUGCAACAACCAGUACCUGGUGACGCACAAGCAGAGCGCGGCGGACAUGCUGGACAAGCACCGCACGCUGGCGCGCCACGGCCGCCUGUGCCGCCGCGAAGUGCAGCUGCGCCAGUCCUACGUGUACGACUGGUCGGCGCCGCCGUCGCAGUGCUGCCAGCGCCGGGAGGGCGUGCCCUAGGCGGAGGCCUCGCGCCGCGGCCACCUGCACUCCCUGGCCCCCAGCCCCUGGACUGGCCCUGCGGGGUGGGCUUGGUGGCGCCCGGGACCCCACUCCUGUGCCCGACGCUGCGCACUGCGGCCGUGGACUCGGGGUCUGCGUUGCUGGCGAGCACGAGCCAGCGUUCCCUUUGGCUUGUUCGUGUGUGUGCGUGGCGCGGGUCCUGGUAUCUCCCAGAUCCCCUUCCACCUCGCCGCCGGGAUUCGGACACGUGGGCGGGAGCGCGUGGUUUGCAGGGGAAUCGCGGCACCGGUUCCGGAGUCUGCAGCGGCGGCCGCCGUAGCCCCUGCCCUGUGCACCCCGGGCCCAGGCUCCGGGAGGCGGAGACCCAGCUGUGGCCCCGCUCCUCCGCCUGCAGCUGCCCGAGUGGGGCGGGGUCCAGCGCUGGCCUGCCUCCUCGUGUCCAUUCGUUUGGAUGCUCCGGUUUGCGCUGCUUUUGUUGGAAGAAGCAUCCAGGACCUGAAGGGCUCCCGCAGUCCCGGAGGGCGGUGCCGGGUCUCCAGGCAGCCACCUCGGCAGCCAGCGCCACUGCCCUGCACAGCCCUGCCCUGAUCAGGGUCCCUGAGGUGACCGCGGUUGGUGGCAGCAGGGCCAGCAGGAUGAGGCUCUGCCCCCCCGUGGUGGGGUUAGGCCCUGAGCUUGGGAAGGGUGGGGAGGCUGACGCUGGCCGAGGACCACAGGGCAAAGCGGGGCUGAGCCAGGGUCCACACUGCCCGGUCUCUGCUUGGCUCCGGGGUCCAUCCCUCUGCGAAGUCCAUGAGUUUACUGAUGGUUCCGGGGAAGAAUUCUGAUUCCCAGUGCCAGAGGAAGCUCUGUGUGGCCGGGCCCAGCCGGGUGGCGUUUGCUCUGGGGUUCGGCUACAACAGGCCAAAGAGCCAGUGCUGCCCAGGGGAAUGGACGCUGCGUCACGGGCACAAGCACCGAGCAGGACAGCCUGGGGACUGGUGAAGCGGCCGGCUCCCUGCUGAUGCACCUGGGAAAGCGAUGGACGAUGGCCCAAGAACUUGGGCCCCUGCCACCCAUGUUGGAGACCCAGAUGGAGUUCCCGGCUUCUGGCCUCCGCCUGGCUGUUGUGGCCACUGUGGGAGCAAGCCAGCAUGUGCCAGAGCUCCCCCUGGCUCUUCCAAAUAAACAACUCCAGUGAAACAA
This is a messenger RNA of Oryctolagus cuniculus (rabbit), 2470 nucleotides long. It is a transcript of the gene B3GALT6, whose product is annotated as beta-1,3-galactosyltransferase 6. NCBI's taxonomy places the organism in Eukaryota, Metazoa, Chordata, Mammalia, Lagomorpha, Leporidae. Gene Ontology annotation, biological process: protein O-linked glycosylation; glycosaminoglycan biosynthetic process. Gene Ontology annotation, molecular function: galactosylxylosylprotein 3-beta-galactosyltransferase activity. The record is from RefSeq and is a predicted model, not a curated record. Gene Ontology annotation, cellular component: Golgi membrane.